AUGGCCAAUGAGAAUAAAAUUGUUGAAGAAUUUACUGCUUUAUUGGAUAAAUCCAAACAAUUAUUUAACGGCAUGAGAGAACUGCCGCAAUUCGGUCAUUACCAUUGGCAGAAUUAUUUUGCUAAAACUUUCGAUGUCUACACCAAAUUAUGGAAAUUUCAACAAAAGCAUAGGCAAAUCCUAGACAAUAAAUUAAGUUUAAAGCGAUGGCAAAUUGGCGAAAUUGCCAGCAAGAUUGGACAAUUAUAUUAUCAUUACUAUUUACGUACCAGUGACGUAACUUACUUAUUGGAAUCCUAUUCCUUUUAUCGAGCAAUCCAUGGUAGAGCUUAUUACAAUAAAGCUGUUAAGGAGGAGAAACCUGACAUCAUGAUUAAGAAGCUACGAUACUAUGCAAGAUUCAUUGUGGUUUGUCUGUUAUUAAGAAAAACUGAUACUUUAUCUGAUCUAGUUACGGAAUUAAGCCGCUGUGUAGAUGAAUAUGUUGAACACUAUGAAGUUAAAGAAGGAGGAGAAUGGCAAAUUGUACUAAAGGAGAUUCAUAGUUUCUUAGCUGCGGAUGGACUAUUUCAAAUUAUUAAAGAUGAUGGAGCCACAUUAAUGAUUCAAAAUCGACUAAAAUCGCAGACUAUACCAAUAGCUAGUGGAAGUUUUGGCACCAAAUUAAAGCUAACGGACGUAAUCAUUGUCGGCAACUGUACUAAACAAGUAAAAUUUAGCGAAUUAACUAUUGAUAUGUAUCGAAUGCUGCAAGUUGUAGAAUACGUUAGUAGUAAGUUCGAAUCUACUACAAAUGAAAUAAUGACUAAAAAUGAUACCAAAGCUGAAGAAAAACAGAAUAAAAAUCCACACAAAUGCCUCCUAUACCGUCCCACAUUUUUCCAGCUAUAUGCUUUCCUUUCAUCAACAUUUAAAGAAUUACCUUCAAAUUCUAUCGCCCUAAUAUAUAUCUCAGCAGAUGGAAGUCCUAAAGUUAAUUUAUCUGAACGUGAUGGUUAUUAUGAUGCUGGUGGGGUGUCAACACUUAAUAAAAAUAAUUCCACAAAUUCACCAUCUAAAACGCGAGCCAGCCAAGUCAGAGAUAGUAAUUGUCUCCAUCCCGAAGAUCUAAUACCGUUUUCCAGGAAACCAAUGUUUAUCAUCAUUGAAAGCGAUAACGGAAUAGCUUUUAGUAACUUUCCGCAACUAUUUGGGCAGCCUUUGGUUUGUCUAAUGUCUCCCGUAACUAUCCCAGCAACUUUCUCAGAAAAAUCCCAUCUUUACGGCAAUUUCUUUACGAUGUUUCUGCAUUGUCCGUUGAUGGGCUUUUGCUAUAUAUGCGAAAUUUCGGAGAUACAGCAUAAUACAUGGGAAGAAUGUGAAACCAUAUUUCAAGACAUUUGGCAAACAAUCGCUACUAAUAUUGAAAACUGCCCAACCCUAGGUUUUUCGUUUCGUCAAUUUAUUCAUGACGAAUUCCUCCGUUUAUUAAUUUACCGUUACAUCUUCUGUUAUUGUACCCUUUCUCUACAUAAGCUAUUUAAAAAUACCAAUUAUUAUCCUAUCUGUUACCCAAAAAUGCCUGCAAAGUUAACUGAGGCCGUAAACUUGAAAUCGCUCGUCUUAAAAUUAGCAAAGGUACUAAACGCGGGCCAAUACAUUUACCAGGAAACUUGA
Trichoplax adhaerens is the source of this 1656-nucleotide messenger RNA. RefSeq lists its product as uncharacterized. Gene Ontology annotation, molecular function: transcription corepressor activity. NCBI's taxonomy places the organism in Eukaryota, Metazoa, Placozoa, Uniplacotomia, Trichoplacea, Trichoplacidae. Gene Ontology annotation, cellular component: nucleus. Gene Ontology annotation, biological process: DNA-templated transcription. The transcript is spliced from 18 exons. The coding region runs from base 1 to 1656 and encodes 551 amino acids. The record is from RefSeq and is a predicted model, not a curated record.